GGCAGUUUUUCCGAGAAGGUGGAUGCGUCGACUGCCCAGUUGGUUGCGCUUCCUCCUCGUGCUCUCAGGAAGGUGUUUGCACUUACUGCUCCGACACACAUAGGCUGUAAGGAGUGCUUGCCUUCCGCAAAAGUUUCCAAUGGCUACGUCCUUCCGCGUUGCACCGCUUGUGAGCCGCCCCUACAGCUCGACAUCUCCACUGGCCUUUGCAAAUCGCACUGUAGAACUGGCUUUGUUAACAAAGAGUGCAGCGAUGUCUGUAGUCCACUCUGUCAAACUUGCAUUGGACACACCUCCAGGUGUCUUGAGUGUGCUUCUGGUGCUCACCUCGUUCAUGGUGAACUAGCCACCAAUCCGCUAUUGCCUGUCGAAGCUUUUAAAGCGACCUACAAAUGUGUUGCCUUCUGCCCUGAGGGAACCUACCUUCAUCGCGUAGGGGACGAACAAGUAUGUCUGAAAUGUCCCCCACUCUGCGCCACGUGUUCCGGUAAGAGCUCUUCUGGCGUCCUCACUUGCCUAAACAUUAUUUUGACCGUUUUUGUUUUCUAA
This is a messenger RNA of Dibothriocephalus latus, 549 nucleotides long. NCBI's taxonomy places the organism in Eukaryota, Metazoa, Platyhelminthes, Cestoda, Diphyllobothriidea, Diphyllobothriidae. The record is from the annotation of a GenBank genome assembly.